GGCAGCCUCUUCGUCCCUUUUUGGUUCCUGAAAAAUAAUUCAUUCCAUUGUCAGCAAAGUUUCAUGUCAGAUUUGAGAACCUGCUGAAACAUGUUAAAACAUGUCCCUGUAGCCUUUGUAUAAUAGCCUGGUUACCUUAUAGGUUAAUCAAUGAUAUGUGAUUAGCAGUUGCAGAAUGAUUUCCAGGCCGGUGAAUAUGGGAAUUAUGAUCAUCUCUGGGUCCUCAUGCCUUCCUUCUUCUCUAGGUCUUCUUUCUAAGGACCCUUUCUGCCUUCCUGAGGAAAAGACAGAGGCAGAAAAGAUGGUAACUGACUGUCUGACAAAUUUUUCUCAGGACUCAGUUACCUUUGCUGAUGUGGCUGUGAACUUCACCCAAGAGGAGUGGAGUUUACUGGACCCAACUCAGAAAAGUCUAUACAGAGAUGUGAUGUUGGAGAACUACAAGAACCUGACCACAGUAGGGUAUCAGUUGUUCAAACCCAAUCUGAUCUCUCAGUUGGAAGAAGAAGAUUUGAGAAUAGUGGAGAGUGGAGUCUUCCAAGAAUGCAAAUUGCAACUUAAAACCAGAGACUCAACAACUCAGCAGGAUAUUUUUGGUGAAAAAACAGCCAAUAGGCUAGAAAUGGAGAGAAUCCACAAUGGGUGGGAACUCUAUGAUUGUGAGCAAUGUGGGAAAGUCUUCAGUGAACAUUCAUGUCUUAAGACCCAGAAGAGUACUCAAAAUGGAGGGAACACUUAUGAGGAUAAUCAAUAUGGAAAAAGCUUGCUUACCCUACACAAGAAAACCUCUACUAGGGAGAAAUUUUCCAUGUUUAAUCAUUGGGGAAAAAAGAUCAGCGUGACUCCAGAUAUUGUGUACUGGAAAACUAGCAUGCAAGAGAAAUCCUUGGAAUGCAGUGACAGUGGGAAAGGCUUUGUUAAUCAGUCUUACCUUCAGGCACCAAUGAGAAGUCACAAUGGAGAAAAACUCUAUGAAUGGAAGGAGAGUUCGAGAUGUUUUAUUCACUCCAGAAGCCUUGGUGUGCAUGUACAAACUCACACUGCUAACAGUCAUUACGAAUGUAAGGAAUGCAGAAAAUCCUUUGAACAGUCCACAUACCUUUACACACAUGUCCAAGUUCACACUGGAAGAAAACCCUUUAAAUGUAAGGAAUGUGGGAAGGCCUUCAUUAAGUCUUUUGAAUAUACUGAACAUAUAAAAAUUCACGCUGGAGAGAAGCCCUUUCUAUGUGAGGUAUGUGGAAAAUGCUUUAGAAAUUCUUCAUACCUUCAUGUUCACAGUAGAAUUGAAGCUGGAAUAGAACCCUACAAAUGUAAGGAAUGUGGAAAAGGCUUUAAACAUUCUUCGUACCUUAAAGUUCACAUGCGAACCCACACUGGAGAGAAACCCUAUGAAUGUAAGGAAUGUGGGAAAGCUUUUACUCAAUCCUCAGGCCUUACUGACCAUAUAAAAACUCAUACUGGAGAGAAACCUUUUAAAUGUGACACAUGUGGGAAAGCCUUUACUCUUUCCUCACAUCUUAAGAGACAUUUUAGAACUCAUACAGGAGAGAAACCCUAUGUAUGUAAGGAAUGUGGAAAAGGCUUUAAAACUUCUGGACCACUUAACAUUCACAUGCGAGCCCACACUGGAGAGAAACCCUAUGAAUGUAAAGAAUGUGGAAAAGGCUUUAAACAAUCUUCACACCUUAACAGUCACAUGCGAACUCAUACUGGAGAGAAACCCUAUGAAUGUAAGGAAUGUGGGAAAGCCUUCAUUCACUCUGCAGGCCUUACUGUACAUAUAAAAAGUCACACUAGAGAGAAACCUUUUAAAUGUGCCACAUGUGGAAAAGCCUUUGCUCUUUCCUCAGAUCUUAACAGUCAUUUUAGAACUCAUACUGGACAGAAGUGUUUUGAGUGUAAUAUAUGUGGGAAAGCAUUUAGCAGUUCUGCAUACAUUUUGAUUCACGCGCGUACUCACACUGGAGAGAAACCUUAUAAAUGUAAGGAAUGUGGGAAAGCCUUCAGUUUUCCCAAUUCCUUCCGGCGUCAUGAAACAACUCACCUGGAGAGAAAUCCUACCAAUGUAUGGAAUGUUGUCAGGCCCUCAGUAGUCCCAGUUCACCUCAAAGACAUGAAAAGGCCACACUGCAGAAAUGUUCUGCAAAUGUAAGGAAUGAGGGAAAGCUGCCAGGAUUUCCUCACAACCCAGCAUGUAAGGACUCACAGUGAGCCAUACUAUUAAGAAACAUGGAAAGCCCUUCACUGUUUCCUCAUUGAAAUAUGUGUUUCUUAUAUGAGAGAUCUUACAGUGGAGAGGAAAUCCAACUGAUGUAAGAUAUGUGGGAAAAUUGUUAUUUUGCUAAUGUUCACUUGUGAUCUCUCUUUGGAGAAAAACUUUAUGAAUGUCAUAAAUGUAGAGUCAUCGUCAUUUUCCAUUAGAUUGUUUCUCAUCCUUAAUAAACAUGGGGUGAUUCACAGUCAAGAGAAACUGAAUAUAGAAAAUACGGGAAAGGCUAUCCUAAGUGUGAAUCUUAGGGUCUUCUGAGAUGCAUAGCAUUCUUGGUGGUUCUAUAGAUCUAUUCUAAGCAUUUGUGAUUAGGCCCUGAACAUUCCUACGGAUGCUAUGUCUUUCUGCUGAUAGGC
Messenger RNA from Ceratotherium simum simum (southern white rhinoceros), 2628 nucleotides. RefSeq lists its product as uncharacterized. NCBI's taxonomy places the organism in Eukaryota, Metazoa, Chordata, Mammalia, Perissodactyla, Rhinocerotidae. The record is from RefSeq and is a predicted model, not a curated record. Gene Ontology annotation, molecular function: RNA polymerase II cis-regulatory region sequence-specific DNA binding; DNA-binding transcription factor activity, RNA polymerase II-specific. Gene Ontology annotation, biological process: regulation of transcription by RNA polymerase II.